This is a messenger RNA of Phlebotomus argentipes, 1221 nucleotides long. RefSeq lists its product as uncharacterized. Gene Ontology annotation, biological process: proteasome-mediated ubiquitin-dependent protein catabolic process; protein monoubiquitination; protein autoubiquitination. The coding region runs from base 1 to 1179 and encodes 392 amino acids. The record is from RefSeq and is a predicted model, not a curated record. The transcript has a single exon. Lineage: Eukaryota; Metazoa; Arthropoda; Insecta; Diptera; Psychodidae. Gene Ontology annotation, cellular component: nucleus; ubiquitin ligase complex; cytosol. Gene Ontology annotation, molecular function: cyclin binding; ubiquitin protein ligase activity; ubiquitin conjugating enzyme binding.
AUGACUUCAGGCGUGAUUCGGACUGUCGCAAGUCCCUCAAGCGAGAUUAGAUGCGACGGAGUGGCGACUUUGCUGGUUGAGCAUCGGCCGAGACUUCAGUCAGCCUGUGUCUUCAUCCAGCUGCAGGAGAGCGUGAAGGAAUCGGUGAAGUUGAGUGUGAAACCCACGGAAAUCAUCCUGAAACUCCCGGAGAAGACUCUUCGCAUUGUCCUGGACAAUUUCACUCUCAACACUCACUCGCUGACUUCAAUGAUCGCCGCGGGGAAACACAUCAGCUUCCGGAUAAACACAAAUAGCGAACAGUUCAGGGAAGAGAUCAUUUCUGUGAAUCCCUCAGGUGGCACACAACUCACAAUUCCCGUGCACUUGAAGUCCGGCAGAUCUUACGGGCUGCUCUGUUCCAACUGCAAAGCCUUCCUGGUGGCGCGCGGAAGUAUUUAUCUGCGACGUGUGCUGGAGUUACCCUCGGAGAGUGCAGAUUCCAGCGAUUGGUUCUGCCACAAGCCGUCAUCAUCGGGGAAUUGUGACAUUUUGACACCGAAACUCGAUGAAAUCUUCUACGGAAACUUCUUCUUCACCAUCAACAGAGGUUCAGUGGCGAAUGUGCGGGAGAGAAAUGGCCUUGUGUACUGUCAGCGGUGUCUUCAGCUGCUGGGCAGAUUGCUGGAUGAGAGCAGAGUGAGAGUGUGGAAUGAAUGUGUGCUCUUCACCACUGAGCGUCACGAGGAGAUGAACUUAAUGCCAAAUAUCAGCCAAAUGACCAAUUUUCGCACAAUCAUACGCAAAAUCUUGCUGGACUUCACGAUGGCGGGACAAUGUGGACUCGCGCACUUCCAGAAGAUCGCAUUCAACUGUCAUCUGCCCGAAGGAAGUGUCUGCUAUUUGCUGCUGCAGAUUGUGGACAAGAAGCUGGAUGUUUAUCGCUCGCAGAGCAGUCCGGGAAGUGAUUGUCUGCAGCUCGGCCGCGGCACGGCGAUGAAAGUGAUGUACCAGAGUGGCGAGGAGGCGCAAGUGCCGCAGAUUGGUCAAUGGCUGGGCGAUGCCAAUGUCACGCAGACGGAAAUCUCGUGCAAGAUGCUCCAGAGUGCACUCAACAGCCUCGCAGAGAACGCCCAAAUACUCCCUCAAGUGUACAGGAGCAGCUGUGGCUUCCAGGUCAGCUACUUAUUUUGUGAUUAAGUUUGAGUUAUAGCUAGGAAAAUACAAUGCAUAUAUUUUUCG